Molecule: messenger RNA, 460 nt
Organism: Chironomus riparius
Lineage: Eukaryota; Metazoa; Arthropoda; Insecta; Diptera; Chironomidae
Source: the annotation of a GenBank genome assembly
CAGUCCAACCAAACAAGAUGAACAGCUUCCAACUUUUAAUCAUCACCAGUUUAAUCUACACAACAUUUGCCGGAGGUCCAACAAUUCAUCCAUCAUUAAUUCCAACAAUGGACUCAUCAGGAUCAAUUUUAAUUCCAUCUGAACUUUCUAGCUUCUUCUGUGCCUUCUGCUUUGACGUUUUAACAAAACCUGAAGCACCAUCAGAUCCAGACUGCAUUCCAUUGUACACAAAAGUCAUGAUUACUGUGACUUUAAAGGAUGGAACUGUUAAGAGUGGAGCUUGUUCAGUUAAUGCAUUUACUGGAGUUAUUAAGCCAAUACAUCCAACAAUUAAAUCAUUCAGUGCCAAUCCAGGACUGGAAAUUGAGUCCAAUGGAGCGAUUUUUACAACAUCAUCGUAUUCAGUUUAAGCUUAAUGCCGUUUGGUGCUUAAAUUUUUUGAAGGAAUAAAGUUUAUUGU